Salvelinus fontinalis (brook trout) is the source of this 5985-nucleotide messenger RNA. RefSeq names its product ras-specific guanine nucleotide-releasing factor RalGPS2-like. The coding region runs from base 533 to 2287 and encodes 584 amino acids. Gene Ontology annotation, biological process: Ras protein signal transduction; positive regulation of GTPase activity. Gene Ontology annotation, cellular component: plasma membrane. NCBI's taxonomy places the organism in Eukaryota, Metazoa, Chordata, Actinopteri, Salmoniformes, Salmonidae. The transcript has 21 exons. The record is from RefSeq and is a predicted model, not a curated record. Gene Ontology annotation, molecular function: guanyl-nucleotide exchange factor activity.
CAGCGAAGGCGAGCGAACUUUCUAAAUUCCGCCCCUUUUCCCGUGUCCAUUCAACCCUCAUUCAAAACAGAACACAGCUGUUGCAGAGCACACCGCUUUUGGCUUUGUAGGAGCCUCUGAAAUUUGCCGGGGUCGAGUUUCCCUACCCGAAAAGAGGAAUUUGGCACCCAUUUCUGUGUGGUGCCCUUUGUGAGGUAUUGGAAAAAACUCCCUGGAGUGCGUCCUGGGUGGCUUGACCGGUCAAAAGCACUGCACCGCAGUGGCGCCACUACAGCCUGGGGUUCAAUCUGGCCGUUACCGGGAUCCCCAUAGGACAGCGCACAAUUGGCCCAGCGCCGUACGUGGUAGGGGAGGGUUUGGCUGAUUGCAGUGUGAGGAGGACACAGACAGAUAAACACAUCCACUCUCUGAGCCGUAAAGAAGAGGCAGCCAUACCUCAGCUCUCAAGCACAAUGCCCAUCUGACACACAGCUAAGUGCACACACUGAGGAUGAGUAGUGCUGUCCUGCACUGACAGACAAAUGGUGUGGGAAUGAUGGACCUCCCCAAUGGCCAAUCAAGCGUCACCACCGCUGCUGCCACUGCCUCGGAGAAGAGCAGCAGCUCAGAGUCUCUCAGUGAGAAGGGUUCUGAGCUGAAGAAGAGUUUUGAUGCUGUCGUCUUCGAUGUCCUGAAGGUUACCCCUGAGGAGUAUGCAGGUCAGAUCACUCUCAUGGAUGCUCCGGUGUUCAAAGCCAUUCAGCCUGAGGAGCUGUCUAGUUGUGGCUGGAACAAGAAGGAGAAGCACAGCUCUGCCCCUAAUGCUGUGGCCUUCACCCGCAGGUUCAACCAGACAACUUUCUGGGUGGUGAGGGAGAUCCUUCAUGCUCAGACCCUGAAGAUCAGAGCUGAGGUACUCAGUCUGUACAUCCGAACUGCCAAGAAACUGUGUGACAUAAACAAUCUGCAUGCAGUGAUGGCUGUGGUGUCGGGCCUACAAAGCGCUCCCAUCUAUAGACUCUCCAAGACGUGGGCGUUGUUGAGUCGGAAGGACAAAGCAACGUUUGAGAGGUUGGAGUAUCUCAUGGCCAAAGAAGACAACUACAAGCGCCUGAGAGACUACAUACGCAGCCAGAGCAUGAACUCCUGCAUACCAUACCUGGGUAUGUAUCUGUCUGACCUGACGUAUAUAGACUCAGCGUAUCCCUCUACUGGCAGCAUCCUGGAGAAUGAACAGAGAUCCAACCUCAUGAACAACAUCCUGAGGAUAAUAUCUGACUUGCAACGCUCCUGCACCUACGAUAUACAAGUGUUGCCUCAUGUCCAGAAGUAUCUCAACUCAGUCAUGUACAUCGAGGAGCUACAGAAGUUUGUGGAGGAUGACAACUACAAGUUGUCGUUGAAGAUGGAGCCAGGCUCCAGCACACCCCGCUCCACUGCCUCUAGAGAGGACCUUAUAGGUUCGGAUGUGUCUGCGUCUCCUCUGUGUGGCCGUAAGGGCCCCAUUGCAGACGGAAUCAAAGUCCCUCCCACGCCCCCCUCCCCCCGGAACCUCCUCCCCUACGGACACAGGAAGUGUCACAGCCUGGGCUACAAUUUUAUUCAUAAGAUGAAUACGGUAGAGUUUAAGAGCGCUACAUUCCCCAAUGCUGGUUCUCGUCAUCUAUUGGACGACAGCGUCAUGGAGAGCCACACCCCUACGAGAGGACAGGCCGAGAGCUCAACGCUCUCCAGCGGCAUCUCACUGGGGAGCAGUGAGGGUUCAGAACUCAGUGAAGAGAUUUCCUGGCCAGCCUUUGAGAGGACUCGGUUCUAUCACUCUCUGGGCCCUGUGACCCGCGUGGCCAGAAUCCCCUACAGAGGAGGCCUGAGGCCCAGCAGCUCUGCUGAGUCUGAGGAGUUAGCAGUGCACCUGUACCCUGGAGCCGUCACCGUGCAGGGGGUCCUACGACGCAAAACUGUCUUCAAGGAGGGCAAGAAACCCACUGUGGCGUCUUGGACCAAGUUCUGGGUGGCUCUGUGUGGAACUCAGCUCUACUACUACCAUGCCAAGUCCCUAAAGGCCACAGAGAGAAAGCACUUCAAGUCGUCUAGCAGUAAGAGUGUGUGUGUCGUGGGGUUAAUGGCCAUCAUGUCAGACGACCCUGAACAUCCCGACGUCUUCCUGCUCACAGACUCGGAACACGGUAACACCUAUAAAUACCAGGCAGGGAACAAAAUGAAUGCCCUUCUGUGGUUCAAACACCUCAGUGCUGCCUGCCAGAGCAACAGACAACAGGUCCCAGCCAAUCUGAUGUCCUUUGAAUGAGUGCUGCUGUAGAGGACGGAGCGAUAGAGCUAAAAUAGAGGAAGAGGGCUAGUGACUCAGCACCAGGAGCUUUCACUGCCAUGACCCCAAAACUAUAACCCCAGACCCCAGCCCCACUGGAGCCCCACCUGCCACCACUGCCUUAACCUAAGGAGCCAUGUGUGUGUGUGUUGAAGCAGUGGUUAUUAUGGUUGCAUAGACUACUGAAUGAAGACUUAAACCACUUCUUCUCUCUCGUUCUCUGUUGUUUUUCUCUGUGGAACUAUGGGAUGUCUCUUCCUCUUUCUUGGAUGCUUCUUAAGGAUGGAUGGACAUGAUUUAUCCUUGUUUUCCCUCUCUUCUUGACAUACUGUGCUCUGGUGGAAGACGGACUCUGCCCUUUCUAGGGCUGGACUCACACACAAUACUGGACUAGCCCAAUGGAAUGGGAUUUCAAACACACUUUUCUUUAUCACACUUUGGUUCACAAACUCCCCCACACACAAGACUCCGAUGGUGUCUUCACACUUGAGUUGAGCUCACAAAACGGACACUUUUUUACACACAUUCACUCCCCCCUUCUGAGAGUGUGUGAUUGGCCUGUGUGAUUGCAGCAUUGUGAAUAUUAAGGGCUUUGAUUCUCAAAUCUAUUCCAGCAGAAACCACACACACGUGUCCUGAAUGUAUCCUACUGUUUUAUAUUCCAGAGCCUCUCCUCACCGUGUGUGUGGGUGGUGGUGGGGGGGGCACACACUAUAUAUGGUAAGUCACGGGAAUGAUAAACCCAGACUCUAAGCUUUCCUCAAUUCCACCUUUAUGGACCCAGUUAUAUCGCUCUUAUAAACAGGCUUUAUAUGUUCUCUCUGUCCACAUGUUAAAGCUUGAGAUUCACCAGAAGACAGAAUAACACUAAAGACUUGAAAGCUGUGAAAAAGUGAACGAUGGAAUGUUAACCCCAGAAAAAGAAUUUAUCUCCACUUUCUUUUUUUGUUAUUGCUUGAACAUAAGAGGGAGCUACAGGUUCUGACCUGAUCUGCUUUACACAUCGUGAGUGUUUUAUAUACACACACACACAGCUAUCGGGAGCCAUUCAGAAUCCAUAUUUUGUUGGUUAGUGUUUUCUGUUACCUUGGUGUUGUGUUGGGGACGUAUCAGCAGUAUUACCCUGUAGAUGACUUGCACAUGUCUAGCUUAUUUUAAUUGUCUGUUACAUUUCAUUUCUGGCCUCUUCCCUUUUUUUUGGAAACAUGUUGUACCUUUACUUGUUUUUGAUUUUUAUUUGUGUAGUGUUUUUGUUUUCUCACCUAUGAGUUUGUCACAUAGGGUUACGGUACAGAUCUACUCUAUUGCCUAGUUCCAUGUCAUCCUCUAGACCCAUCGCCUGGUCACUACUCUAGACCCAUCGCCUGGUCACUACUCUAGACCCAUCGCCUGGUCACUACUCUAGACCCAUCGCCUGGUCACUACUCAUGGCAUCUUCAAUUAAAGCUAUGGAGAGGUGUAGAUGACUCCACCUCAUCCUCCAAUUGGCUGAGAGAAACGUCCACCAUAUUGCUUACACCUAUCCAGUCCUUUCAGAUCUGUGAACAGUUAAGGAGUACGAACUAGAGGGAGGGGCUAACAAUUUGAAGUGGACCCAGCCAAAGUGGGUAUGGUUUGGGACUCAACCCUGAGUGUGUGCCAAUGUACCAGACACACAUUUGUAUUCUGAUUUGGGAGAAAGUGUUACAAUUAGAAAAAAAUAAAUGAAUACGUUCUUGGGAAAGGAGAAAGGAUGGUGUGGUCACAUUCUCAUACUACUCUCAGAAAGGACUUAAACCACUAGAGAAAGCGUUAUCUUGCAUUCUCCUGACUGUUUCUAUCUCAACCUGACAGUCAGGUUAGGUCCUGACUUGUAACAAUGGUUUACAUCUCCCAUCUGUUCAUAUGUUUGUAUAUUUUGCAUGUCUAUUGUUUACAUAGAGGUCCAGCAAGUUAGCAUCACAUUCCUCACACCUCAAACUGACACUAUGUACUCUAGCAGCAAGAGACUCCAACUCCCAUGGGCCAGUGCGGCAAUAGUUGUCUUAUGUCCUGUAGAGGCUAAGCUAAUGGGAGACGGUCGAACUUAUCCAUAACUAUUGAUACAGGGUCAUAUGUAUUCACCCCCUAAUGGUUAAGGUUAAGAUUGGGGUUGGUGUAAUCUGAUCUGAGAUCUGUUGUUUAGGGCAACUUCUACAUAGUCCAUUUCAGGCUCAUUUCCGAUGUGCUCUGCUCCUCAGCUCCCAGCAGUUAUCCCACACACAGCUACAGCUCCAUUAAUAGCAAGACUCCAGCAGGGCUAUGUCAUACAGACUAGGGGAUGAGGAAGCUAGAGAAAAAAGGGAAUGAGAGGGGUAGUGAUACAAAAGAACAAGAGAGGAAGGUAGUACAACAGUAUGAGUGUGUAAAAACUAUUUUUGUUUACCUGCUAGAAAGCAUUAGACAGACAGAGCCUCAUGGCUGCCAUUUCUUCACUGUUGAGCAGUGGGUAAAUCUGUAUAGAAUGUGGUAUAGCAUAUUCUUCUGUGUGGAGUGUGAUUGAACAAGGAAGGAUAUAGUAGAAAUAGAGGGGUGAAUGGAACUCUGAUGCAACAGGAGCUGUACAGAGAAGCAGGCAGACUGAUGCUCCCCACAGAAGACCAGCAGAGGAGAAAGUAGUCUUUCUCCCUUCUUUUUUCCACCUCUCACAGACCCCUCCUUCACAUCUCUCUCCCUUGGACAUAGAGGGCUUCAAUGCAGGCUGAAGAGAGCGGCAGAUUAAAUGGCAGACAGGAAUGCUCCCAUGUUACAGUGUAGUGUCAAACAGUGCUGAAGUGAGGGAUGUGGAUGCCUAUAGGGAAAGGUUUAGGAGUGUCUGAGUUUUUACAAUCUGUUAUGGUGGGCUUUUUGUUUCUGAGAAAUAAUGUCAAAAUGGUUUGUUUGUUUUUUGAGGUUUCCCUAUUGUAACCAGAGUUUCCACAGUUUGUGUCCAUGUACAAAUACAACCAGCUGUGUAUUAUUUACUGUCUAGAGUAAAGUUUAUUUUUGGAUUUGUCUGCAGUGUUAAAAAAAAAAAAAUACUGAGAAAUCCUUUAACAGAUAAGAUGAGAUGACUCGGUAAUGUGUGGUGUAGGGAUGGAGAAGUUGCCCGCAGCUCAAGGGUCAACUUAAUUCCCUUUAAAUCCAAACUUUAACCAUUAGGGGAAAAUGUAAACUGACCUUAGAUCAGUUUCUAGAAGAGACAUCUACCUACUCCUAUAUGGCUCAGUUUGAGAGUGAUGUUUAUGAUGUGUUGACGACGUCACUUAGCUUUGUCCAUGUCCCAUGACCUGUGGGGUGUGUCCAUGUGCUAUCCCUCUACCUCCUGUACUCUGACACCAAGUGAGGACCCACCCAUGUUAUGUGACCUGGGUUUGAACUAUGACCUCUGAAUUGAGUGAUGUGACCUGAGUCUCAGCCAGAUAACCAAUAAACACACUGCCCUUUUUAUACUCUGCCCCUCGGUUCACUUUCAUUUAUAUUAACAUGGUUUCAGCUAAAUGUGGUGUAUGUGUGCCGGGCCAGGAGUUUCUACUUACCACAACCUGUUAAAUGUCCUGGACAGGGCAUGUGGUUAGGAAAAAUGUGUAUGUGCGUGCUUAACCUAGUGUUAAUACACUUUAGGUGUGGAUUGAUCUGUAAUCUUUCCUACUGAAAUAAAACCUACUUGAAUUGUUGAA